UUUAUCAAUCCCGACACGCACUAUUUAACGAACCAUGCAACAGAUCGGCUGAGCUAACGUGAAACGUCGUACGAUUCUGUUUUCGGACUACUUAACUUUUAUCGCACUAACUUCGCUGAUUAUUGUAGCGUUUGGCAAUUUUGGUAUGAUGUGAGCGACCUCCUUAAAGAAGGGCUGAGUGUUUUGUAAACAGAAUAUGUGAUAACGUCGGAAAGAAUUGAGAUAAAUUUUCUUUAACCAAAAAAUACCCGUAAUACAAUAACAAAACUUUAUCUUUUUGAAUAGAUGGAUGCAUUUAAACAAAGGCUUGUCGAUGUUAGGAAGUUGAUCUGACACUAAGUGUAGUGCAAGUGUUGUGGGCACGGUUGAAUGGCCGUUCCAUCGAGACAGUAAAAUUCAACCAUUCAACCAACAAAUUGUAUAGUUGCUCGUGAAUAGAAAUAGGAUACAUGUAGCUGGAGGAAUAUUAAUUUAAUUAUCUAGUUGUAACAGUAAACGGACACAAUUGAUACCGUACAUGUAUAUGAAGUACUGAUUGUUGGCUGAUUCACUACAAGUCGCCGAAAUAUCCACGUGAUCUAUAGUCAUCUUUGGCGAAUAUUACGGUAUUUCUUUCAAUUGUAAAGCGAAAGUUCGGACAACGACAAAAUACCGUUUUUGCUUUUUCUUUCAAGUUACUAGUAUAUGAACGUCCCGUUUGAAGAUAAAGUGUUGUUUCUUCAAUUCAGCUGGAAUUAAUAAUGUUUUUUCUCAGCGGUGGAUUAUAGUGCUGUAUGAUAGUGUUUUAAACGUUUUAAAGCUGAAACUUGGUGAGACGAUCACACAAAAUCCAGGAUGCAGCAAAUUUACGCAGCAAUCUCUCAGCAUCAGAGGACGAUAUUUGGGGUGCUCGGACUUACAAUCGCCUGUUAUUACCUGCUUAUGGAUGGCGUGUUGUACAGCACACUUCAGUCAGUUGACUUAGUCAACCAGAAGCCCGCAAAACCCGGACAGUCAUGGUCACCGUUCCAUCCGCUUUCUAUAAAACUUAUUAUGACGGACCCUACAACGCAUUACGUCAUCACACCAUUGUCGGAAAACUUUAACAGAGUUACAAAAUUUAGUCAAAUAUUUUAUUUCAUCACACCAAACAUGAUAACAUUCACUCAUUUAAUUCUAGCGUUCAUAUCAGCAAAAUUCGUCUUCUCAGAAUCUCUACAAAAUAGACGCAUUGGAGUGUUACUGUUUGAGUUACGAUCAUUCUUGGAUGCAUUUGACGGAACAGUUUAUCGAAGCCAUGCUACCGUAAAAGCCUACAAGUCAGAUCAUAGUAAUUUUGGAUUUUGGUUUGAUUGUACUGCAGACACUAUAGGGGGUUUUGCAUUGAUGUUCGGUGCACUAUUUUUCCUGUGGUGGAAAUGUCCGCCUGGAACAGAUUCCUCCGCGACAACGCUUCCAUGGUCUGCAGACGACAUCAAUGAUGCUAAAAACGAUCUAGUCACAGAGAAACCGAUUAAAAGAACUCAAUUUGGUUACAGCAAACAAUUCAUAUUUUUACGAUGUCUUAGUUUUGGUAUGCAAACUGGAGUGUCGUCUGCUAUAUGGGAUCAGUUAACCAUGCGAGUUGAAAAAGUGUUUCUUACAAAAUUAGAUGAUCCAGAAUUGGUGACAUUACAGUCACUGGCACUACACUCGACCACUACCUGGUUGAUAUUUUGGUUCUGGAGAAUUAUGUGCGGACAGUCAUUACAACAAAUGUUUCUUGUGGCAAUUUUUACAGAUAAAAUCUGGGAGUUUCUACGGUUUGUGCAAUACGUUGGAUUCGUUGUUAUUGGUUUAUUAGCAACACUCAGUUUUUAUCAUUUUACACAGGUAAGCUUGAGUCUACAUUUAUGACAGAAGCUGCCAAAUUAAAGAUGAAAACUUGGAAGUCUUUCACAAUAAACCCGGAAGGUUUCAACUAUGCUUUAAGAUACCAUGUACAUAAUUGUAUUAAUGGUGUAAGAUGACAAUGAAAGCAAUCGAAAAUGUAAUGAACUACACAAUGUAUAACUGUAUACAUGUAUGUGCAGUAUCAAACGAAGAAGUAUAGGUUGGACUUGGAGAAGAAAAUUUUUUUUUUUUGAAAUAUGGGGAAAUAAAUUUCUGUAUACAAUGGUGCUAUCAACUAUGCUUACUUAAUAAGUUUUAGGACGCAGUUAACUCAAGUGCUUGACAACAGAAUACAUACAAUUAAAACUCUGUAAGUGUUUCAACUGCAUAUAUUUACCAUGUUUUGGAAUGAGGACUUGCAGGCAAUACUUUAUACGGAUUCUGUAAUUCACGGAAAUGUUCUGUACUUUAAACAACUACUAUAAGCCUCAGAUUAUUCGGUCUGAACUGUGUCUUCAAUCGCAACUUUCCGAUUCUUUCCGUCAGUCUUCGGAUAUUGAUAAUAGCCGAAGUGUUCCGAUUGAUGUGUCCAGAGUCUUUCAAAUUUUUAUUUGAAAGACCUUGCUGUGUCUUAUCAUUUAAAAAAAUCGUUUGGAUGAAUUUGAGAUAUUUCAAAUCAUGUCAAACACGCUUUGUAGUUAAAUAUAUUUGAUAAUGUACGUGACGGAGAUGGGCGAAUUUUCUUACAGCGUUCUUUGGGACGAGAUAUCAUACACUAUCUGUAGUUAUUGUAUACAAAGCAAAGUAAAUAGCCAGAAGGAAGGAUGGUGAAAACAGAAUGUAAACAAGCUAUACAUGACACUUGUAUAGGAUUGUUUCGCAUUUUCUACACACUUGACUGAUAUACAUGGUUUUAUUGCUAUACAUAAUUUAUGUGAUAUAUGUAUAUCUAUUUGUACAAGAUAAAUUUGAAGAUGUUUGUUUUUUACGAUGCCAUUUUUAUUGCCAAAAUUUUUUUUCUCUCUCAAAUUUUUAUUACACUGUUAUGUUUACUAGUUUCGUUGACUGGUCUAAUAAAAUCAUAUUUUGAUA
Messenger RNA from Ruditapes philippinarum (Manila clam), 2943 nucleotides. RefSeq names its product ceramide phosphoethanolamine synthase-like. Gene Ontology annotation, biological process: phospholipid biosynthetic process. NCBI's taxonomy places the organism in Eukaryota, Metazoa, Mollusca, Bivalvia, Venerida, Veneridae. Gene Ontology annotation, cellular component: membrane. The transcript has 5 exons. The record is from RefSeq and is a predicted model, not a curated record. Bases 835 to 1875 code for a protein of 346 amino acids. Gene Ontology annotation, molecular function: phosphotransferase activity, for other substituted phosphate groups.